This is a messenger RNA of Penaeus indicus, 1932 nucleotides long. RefSeq lists its product as uncharacterized. The record is from RefSeq and is a predicted model, not a curated record. The transcript has 16 exons. Gene Ontology annotation, cellular component: plasma membrane. The coding region runs from base 1 to 1932 and encodes 643 amino acids. Gene Ontology annotation, molecular function: ligand-gated sodium channel activity. Lineage: Eukaryota; Metazoa; Arthropoda; Malacostraca; Decapoda; Penaeidae. Gene Ontology annotation, biological process: sodium ion transmembrane transport.
AUGCCUAACGUGUGUCAGUUGGUGCUGACCGCCACACGCUGUGUUCUAUAUCCUCCUGAACAACGGUUGAACAGCCUAAGGAAGCUCUUUGAUUCGACAGUAGUUGAUUCUGGACUGAAAGAAUUGGCAGAACACGCCACUCGAGAAAUGCCGAUACACAGAGAUUCGACGAAAAUGGGAAACCGUAACCUCAGGACCAGAGAAAACAAGAGAGCAUCGAGGCCCCCGCGCCGGUACACAGCGUCCGACCUCAGUCUUCAGCACCACCUGGAGCCGACGUCAAAGGGAUUCGACGCCCCACACGAGCCGGACCAACACCCACCUCCUUACCAUGACAUGUACCCUAAUAUGGUACGUAGCAGUCCCGAUGCGAAGCAGAUGUUCGAGCGGGUGGCGGAUCUGACCCAGGGCGCCCGAGAGUCAUUUCGGGACUUCUGCAACAGGACCUCUGCUCAUGGUUUUAGCCACGUGAUGGAAGACAACCUGCCUCUUCUCCUUCGUGUGUUCUGGCUCUUGGUCACCAUCACAGGCCUGGUCCUCCUCAUCUCUGCGACGAGCGAGGUCACCCACAGCGCCUUCGUCAGCCGCCGCCCCACCACCGAGGUCGUCUACAGGGACAUGCGCAGCGAGGGCGUCCGAGUUCCGUACAUCACCGUCUGCAGUCUCUCGGGCUUCUGGAAGUCCAAGUUGAGAAGACACAACGUGAGCAACGCCCUGGCCUCCUACAUCCUGCUGGCGGUGCGGGGGACGGAGGCCAUCAGCUCGCAGCUCGAGACGGACCCCAAGACCAAGAUCCUCCUCAGGACCGAGCUCGAGGACUACCUGAGGACGCGGAAUGUCACCCUCGAGCAGCUCGUCAUCAUGCUCUCGCCGACCUGUAAGGAGGUCAUCAUAGGAUGUUACAGCCCUACCAGCGGAUCCUACAGCGAGCAAUGCUGCAACGACGCCUUCACGCACGCCACCGUCACCAACAUGGGCGUGUGCUACUCCACCCUGGGCCUGAACAACGCCUACAAGGGCGCCAACCUCACGCAGACCAUCGCGGGCCUCAUGGGCGGACACAAGAUCAUCUUCUCCGUCAGGAGUGAGGAGCAGAUGGAGUACGACCCGAAGGUGGUUUCGACGACCAGCCUGUCGGAGGAGGGCGUCCACGUGUCGCUCUCCAACUUCCCGGUCACGCCCACCGUGGCCGCCAACAUGCAGGCCGUCCGCGUCGCGCCCAACACCGCCGCCUCCGUCGCGCUCUCCGUCACCACGAUCGACCGCAGGGAGAAAUACCAGGAGAUCUGGCCGUGGUCGAGGCCGACCUGCAUCACGGAGGAGAAGUUCUGGAGGCUGAGCGAGGCGGAGAGAGCGCACACCGAGAACAACCUCUACUUCGCCUUCUACUACCGAGUGUGUCCGCUCGAGCACACCGGCUGCACGGCGCUGCCCUUCCGCCUCGAGGAGGACCCCACGCGCGAGUGCAUGCCAUGGGAUGUGCUCCAUCACAAUGCUAUGAAGCAAAACAUGUCCCGGUGUGUCAAGGAUCAUCUUGAGAAACAUGAUUACGGCAGGAGCGAGAUGUGCCUGAGCACCUCCAUCAACCAGCAGCAGAGUUACACAACCAUAAUCAAGGACGUUCUGCAGGACCUUCACGGGAAGCCGAUUCACCCCAACCUCACACUGUCCAUGGUCAACAUCUAUUACUCCGAACUCGGCUACACUGAAUACUACGAGCGGGUCCCUACAUUUUUAACUUGGUUUAGUGACCUCGGGGGGCAAAUGGGACUGUUCCUCGGCGCCUCCUUCAUCACCAUCGUGGAGUUCUACUUCGCCCUCUGCUACGUCCUUCGGGUCCUGUUAACGAAGUCCUUCCGAGCCCUGUCCCAAAUCCUGAAGGAGUUUGCCAAGAAAGGCAGUUCUCAGGACGCUAUAUUUAUAUUGCUCUGA